AUGUCGUAUAAUUAUCGCUACAAAAACGAGUGGAACUUCGAUGCCCUUGAAGUCUAUGUUGGGAGUCUAGCAAAACAUGAGAAUAACUUCCCUGAGAUCAUCAGACGAAUGGCUACAUUGGCAUUAGAACUGCCUAAUUUAAUAAAGAAGGCCAUUCCUCUGUUGAGACAGAAUCGGAACCACUCCAUAACCCUCUCUCAGGUCCAGAUUUCUUGCCUGCUGGCCAAUGCCUUCUUCUGCACUUUCCCUCAUAGGAACAGCACUCAGCCAAACUCUGAGUAUUCGAAUUUCCCCACCAUCAACUUUAGCAGCCUGUUUGGAAAUGCUUCAAAGCAAAAGACAGAGAAGCUGAGAGCCAUCUUCCACUACUUCAGUACUGUGACAGCUCCAGACGCAAAUUUGAAAGGUCUCGUGACUUUUGAGAGACGUUGCCUGGCAGACCCCCCUAACUGGAGAGAGGAAAAAGAUGAGCUCACAAGACUAUACAUCUCUCCUGACGGCUCCAUUGAGAGAGAAGGUGACGGCAUGCUUCAGGUGGACUUCGCCUCUAAGUUUGUAGGUGGCGGGGUGCUUGGGAAGGGUUUGGUCCAAGAAGAGAUCCUUUUCCUCAUGAACCCUGAACUGAUUGUCUCCAGACUCUUCACUGAGAAGCUGAAUGACAACGAAUGCCUCAAAAUCACUGGGGCCCAGAUAUACAGCUGCUACUCUGGCUAUAGUGAUGCCUUUGAAUGGAGGGGUCCAUACAGUGAUGAAAGCGAAAGGGAUGAGUGGAGGAGGAGACGUCGACAAAUCAUUGCUAUUGAUGCUCUGCACUUCAAAAACCACACAGACCAAUACAAUGAGGGCUCUAUAAAACGUGAGCUUAACAAGGCUUACUGUGGGUUCAGAGAAAAUGACGUUCAUCCUGACUACCUUCCCUCCAUCGCAACAGGCAAUUGGGGCUGUGGGGCCUUCAAUGGUGACUACAAACUCAAAGCUCUAAUCCAGAUGAUGGCGGCUGCUGUGGUGAAGAGAGAUUUGGCCUACUUCACGUUUGGGAACCGCAAUCAAGCGGAGCAGAUCCGAAAAAUGCACCAACAUCUGACUGAUCACAGAGUCACAGUUGAUUGA
This is a messenger RNA of Chanos chanos (milkfish), 1110 nucleotides long. RefSeq names its product poly(ADP-ribose) glycohydrolase-like. The transcript has 12 exons. Gene Ontology annotation, molecular function: poly(ADP-ribose) glycohydrolase activity. The record is from RefSeq and is a predicted model, not a curated record. Gene Ontology annotation, biological process: carbohydrate metabolic process; regulation of DNA repair; nucleotide-sugar metabolic process. NCBI's taxonomy places the organism in Eukaryota, Metazoa, Chordata, Actinopteri, Gonorynchiformes, Chanidae. Gene Ontology annotation, cellular component: cytoplasm; nucleus. Bases 1 to 1110 code for a protein of 369 amino acids.